Messenger RNA from Strongylus vulgaris, 132 nucleotides. Lineage: Eukaryota; Metazoa; Nematoda; Chromadorea; Rhabditida; Strongylidae. The record is from the annotation of a GenBank genome assembly.
AUGCUGUUUACUGCAUUUGCUAUAUUGGCAAUCGCUGUUGCGAGCAAUGGCAUAUCUUUCGAUUACUUUGUCAAUGGAGGACAGGCAGCAGGAGCGGAGGAAACAGGUCGCACUGGCGUCGCAUCAACUGCG